Molecule: messenger RNA, 3184 nt
Organism: Equus quagga
Lineage: Eukaryota; Metazoa; Chordata; Mammalia; Perissodactyla; Equidae
Gene: IL7
Product: interleukin 7
Exons: 6
Coding region: 589-1119 (176 amino acids)
Biological process (GO): immune response
Cellular component (GO): extracellular region
Molecular function (GO): growth factor activity; interleukin-7 receptor binding
Source: RefSeq, a predicted model, not a curated record
GCUUGCCAUAGCCCAGCUUUCGCCCUACACAUUUGCGGCUUUCGUGGAUACAUUAGCAAGCGAUGCUUUUAGAUCCCAGUCGCCUGGCUUUGCCAAGGCGGCUAGAGGUCAUCGGGAAGUCUUUCGCCUCGAAUCGCUCUGACUCAGACGGCUAGCUGGUGCCUCCCGCUGUGCCUUGGAAGUUCGCGCCCUCCUCUGGUUCUGGUCCAGGUGCACAGGAAGCGCCAGGGAAGGACGCAGGUGCCCAGGAGAGGGGGGGCCGUGAAGGCGCCCCAGUGAGGAACUAAAAGAUCGAACCUGCGGACCAAGCGCAAAGGAGAAACUGAAAGUACACCGCCGGCUGAUCCUACGGAAGUUAUGGGAAAGGCAAAGCGCCGAGCCGGGCCGUGGUGUGUGCCGCCCCCCUUGGGAUGGAUGAAACAGCAGGCGCGGCGUGGGUGAGAGGAGCCAGCGGCAGAGACUGCCCUCGCCGGCACCGACUCCCGGCACCUCCGCGGAAGACCAGGGUCCUGGGAGUGAGUAUGGGCGGUGAGAGCUCGCUCCUGCAGCAGUUGCGAUCACCAUGACCACGCCCGCCUCCCGCAGAUCAUGUUCCAUGUUUCUUUUAGGUAUAUCUUUGGAAUUCCUCCCCUGAUCCUUGUUCUGUUGCCAGUAGCAUCGUCUGACUGUGAUAUUGAAGGUAAAGACGGCAAAGAAUAUCAGAAUGUUCUAAUGAUCAGCAUCGAUGAAUUGGACAGCAUGAUAGAAAUUGAUAGCAAUUGCCUGAAUAAUGAAUCUAACUUUUUUAAAAAACAUUCAUGUGAUGAUAAUAAGGAACCUCAGUUUUUAAAGCGUGCUGCUCGCAAGAUGAGGCAAUUUCUUAAAAUGAAUAUCAGUGAGGAUUUCAAUCUCCACUUAGCAAGAGUUUCACAGGGCACAUUAAAGCUGUCGAACUGCACCACCAAGGGUAAAGGAAGAAAACCACCUUCUCUGGGUGAAGCCCAACCCACUAAGAAUUUGGAAGAGAAUAAAUCUUUAAAGGAACAGAAAAAACAGAAUGACUUGUGUUUCCUAAAGAUACUACUACAAAAGAUAAAAACUUGUUGGAAUAAAAUUUUGAGGGACGCUAAAGAACACUGAAAAAUAUGGAGUGGCAACAUAAAAACAGAUGAACUUCAGUUGUAUCCUCCAAGAAUCUAUCUGCUCAUGCAAUUUUUCAGGGUAGAAUGUCUUCUAGAGGUUACUGAAUGCAUCCUGGUAAAAACGGAUUAGAGCAAUUGAGAAAUCCAUACUGUAAUACUAGAAGAUGGGUGUAAACAAUGGAAACAAUGCUGCGAUCAACAACUAUUCCAUAUAUGUGCGGACAUAUACCAAUCGGUAUUAAUUCUGUGCUGAUUUUUGUAAGACUAUCCAUGUAAGAUGUUACUUGCGACAACACUUUUUAAACCUGUUUCAGAAGAUAUAUAAAAUCUAUGAAGUAUAUAAAGGUAACAAGAAUUAAAAAUUAACAUUGCUUUAUUAUCAAAAUAACUUUACGGCCCACUAUGCAUCAGUGUACCGCAGCGAGACUGGAAAUUGUCUUCUGCGCUGGAAAUCUCAGAAUUAACAGUGAGAAAUGGAUAAUGCCCAUGAGAACAAGAGUCAUAUAGCUUACAGAAGGAGCAGCAUAAAGGAGUCCAAGAUACUUAAGAGAGAUAUCAAGAGAUGUAAUUCACAUGAAUGUAUAACGCAGUGCCUACAAUAAAUGGUAUAGCAAAUGUUUUAAAAUGAAAAUAAAGAAUAAUUUCUCAAAACAGAAAGUCAGCUGUUCUAAGGAUGCUAAACAGUAGUACUGAGUUACUUUUGUCAUUUAUGUAUAAUAAAACUUGUCUAAAUGAGUUUGCAAUUCGGUAAGUAUAUUUUUAGAGAAUAAUAUAUGUUGGCCUUUUAAUUAAUGAAAUGUGUAUAUUUAAUUUUGACACUAUAUCUGUAUAUAAAAAUAUUUUCAUAUAGUAUUACAAACAAAUCGCUUAUUUUGGAUAACCUUUCUUCUCUUAUAAUAAAUGACUAUGUAUUAACACUGUCAGAUUCACUUAAUGGAUCUCAACAAGACUUUCAAGAUUUUUAAUCUUCCAUCACUAUUUGAUCUCUCACUUUCAUUGAAUAAAUGACCUUUAAUACCUUAUUACCAAGAACGUGCAUGAGACCAGAACCCUUAAACUGUGUAAGAACAGGAACACUAAUUCACUUUCUGUGUUAAAUUUUAGUCUUUUACAAGAAGCUUUUGUAUAUACAUCAGGCCCAGUUUAGAAAGAUCUGCCGACAGUCUUCACUUACUUUUAAAGGGAAAUGAAAACACUAUUCUAGCGAGGCGAGAGUCCUCAAACAGCCAUGAGUUUGCAGUUUGCUGAACUCACAUCCUUCAGGCUCCUUCACAGCUCACUCCCACCUGGCUUUACUUGACCUACAGAUGAUGCUCAGGAGCCACCCUCCAUGUGUGGUGGUAAGACCUUCCUCUCCGUUCAUGUCUGUCUCUCCGCCUUUUUCUCACUCUCCCCACCUCUUACGGAUUUUCAGAUAGCUGUAUAGAAUUGUACAGACAAUUGUAUAGAAUUCAGACUGCCUCAUUAAUGAGGCUUUGAGUCAAAUAUGUUUUCUGUUUGGUUUUCAUUAUAACUCCAGACAAGGGAGUUGACUAACACUUUUUAGGAGCAAAUGAUUCUUCGCCAAGCCCUUUGUUUCUUCACAUGAACUUUCUCCGAGUUGGUUGUGCUUCCUUCUGCCAUAAAACACGGUCAACUCUGUGGUACACCUCUGCUCUGAUGAUCUGGUGCUGUUGGUAAACCAUCAGCUAUAGAAAUGAGAAAAUCUUCAGUUUCUAAAGGUAAACUCUUUAAACUGUGCUUGAAAGUAUUUCCUUGAAGGCUAUCCUAAAACACGCCUAACACUGUUGGAAAAAAAUGCAGAGAUUGUGGCAAAAUAAGGAGCGAUAUUUUAAAAUGCUUGUUAAAAGUUAUUAAAAUUUUCUCCCUUGGUUUUUAUCAUUUGUUUAAGAUACAUUUGAAUUUUAGAGAAAAUUCACACUCAAAAAAGUUUACUCAACAUACACUGUGUGUCAAAUGUUUGGAAAAAAAAUACCAGGCAAUUAUAGUUGUAUUUCUCUUCUUCCCUUCCUAGCCACUAGCAAGGUAAGUAGAGACAAGGCAGGCUGGUUAAUAAUGAUCUU